Messenger RNA from Anarrhichthys ocellatus (wolf-eel), 3013 nucleotides. RefSeq names its product voltage-dependent calcium channel gamma-5 subunit-like. Lineage: Eukaryota; Metazoa; Chordata; Actinopteri; Perciformes; Anarhichadidae. The transcript is spliced from 6 exons. Gene Ontology annotation, cellular component: AMPA glutamate receptor complex; postsynaptic density membrane. Gene Ontology annotation, molecular function: channel regulator activity; voltage-gated calcium channel activity. The record is from RefSeq and is a predicted model, not a curated record. Gene Ontology annotation, biological process: postsynaptic neurotransmitter receptor diffusion trapping; neurotransmitter receptor transport, postsynaptic endosome to lysosome; calcium ion transport. The coding region runs from base 334 to 1164 and encodes 276 amino acids.
UGGAGCAGCUCGCUCGCUCUCUCUCUCUCUGUUGGAGAGUGUUGCACUGACGCACCACUGCAUCAUCUUGCUCCUCAAAGAUUGUCGCGGCUUCAUUUGGCAGUUUUCUGAAGGGAUAUGCGAUCAAAUCGUCAAAGAGCCGCAUCAUUUUCUACCAAGUCGCUAACGACAGAGCAGACGGUCUUUCUCUGCAGGAUUUAAUCCACAACUUUCAGCACAACAUUUGCUUCAAAUGCAGGAAACACCACGCUGAGACAGAUUAAAAACAGAUUGCUUCUUGGGUUUUUCUUGGAUUUUAACCACCACUGCUGGAAGUUUCCCCCCGCUGUCACCAUGAGCGCGUGCAGCAGGAAGGCCCUGACGUUGCUGAGCAGCGUCUUUGCAAUCAGCGGCCUGGGGCUGUUGGGAGUGGCGGUCAGCACCGACUACUGGUUGUACCUGGAGGAGGGCGUCAUUAUGCCUCUGAACCAGAGCAUCGACAUCAAGACCUCGCUGCACUCCGGCCUCUGGAGAGUCUGCUUCCUGACCGGUGAAGAGUCCGGUCGCUGCUUCACCGUGGCCUUCGUCAUGCCCAUGAACGUCCAGCUGACGUCAGAGUCCACAGUAAACGUGCUCAAGAUGAUCCGCUCCGCCACUCCGUUCCCUCUGGUCAGCCUCUUCUUCAUGUUCAUCGGCUUCGUCCUCAACAACAUCGGCCACGUCCGGCCCCACCGCUCCAUCCUGCCGUUUGUAUCCGGGAUCUUCUUCAUCCUCUCGGGUCUGGCUCUGGUGGUGGGUCUGGUGCUGUACAUCUCCAGCAUAAAUGAUGAAAUGCUGAACAGGACCAAGAGCAGUGAGGCCUUUUUCACCUACAAGUACGGCUGGUCCUUUGCAUUCGCUGCCAUCUCUUUCCUGCUCACUGAGAGCGCAGGCGUCAUGUCCGUCUACCUGUUCAUGAAGCGCUACUCAGCGGAGCAGAUCUACCAGCGGAGCCACCCGAGUUUCUACCGCCCUCGCCUCAGCGACUGCUCCGACCACUCGGGCCAGUUCCUCCACCCGGAGGUCUGGUCGCGUGGGCGAAGUCCCUCCGACAUCUCGAGCGAAGCCUCGCUCCAGAUGAGCGCCGGCUACCCUGUUCUCCUCAAAUGCCCCGGCUAUGAUCAGGUCUGCUCCUCGCCCUGCUGAGGGGGUCCGCAGAGGCCACCUCGAGAUCACUACAGGGUCACUGGAUCUAUUAGGGCCACAGGGCCUCAUGAGUUUUCAUUCAAGGAGAAGACACAACUUAGAUAUUUAACUGUGAGUUUGCUGUUUUUUUUCCAGGGAGGAAAAAGAUGUGUGCAGCUCUGACUGUGGUGUAAGGACUUUGGAAAUAUCUCCAUCUGAGCCGCUUGUGGCUGUUUAUAGGGUCUGAUAGGCGUUUUGGGGAGUUUGUUAUAUUAGCACCUACAGUCUGCAAGGUUUUAGGAAGAAAAACAAUACAUGGUGAUGGUGUUAUUCAAAAAAAAGUUUAAAUCUGGUGUAUGUUAGAUUACCUAUUGAACUUCCUCUUGAAGAGGAAGAACAAUGUUCUGUAUUUUAUCGGUGUGUUUUACCCUGCAGUGCCUCAUCGCUGUUUUCUUUUUGUGGAUAUCUGUGCCUCCCUCAUUUUGCAAUAAAUAAAUGCUCCUUCUGCUUAAGAACAUUCAUGUCCUAUGUCAGUAUUCAUGUGUCAUGUCACACAGGAAAGGACACGCUCAAUACGUCCUGUCAACAAGCAUCCAGCCUGCUGAAGUGUUGUUGGGUUUGCUUGUUGCUUUGCAUCUUAGUUAUUGAUGUCAUCUUGACAUAACAGUAAGACAUGAUGAAAAUGUUAAUUUCUCUUAUUGGUUUUCUAUAAUACGUGCAGCUGUUGGACAUUACAAUAUAUAUAUAUAUAUAUUUAAAUGAGAGGUGAUGUAAAGAUCUGUAAAAUAAAUGUCUUCACACAGUGAUUCUACAUUUAUCCACUGGGAGGCAAUGUCUGUCAUUUUAUCUUCAGCGGUCACAGUUUGUUUAAAGCUCCUCUGGCAAAACAAGAACAAUUUAAACACUUUGUGAGAUUCUCCACAGUAUUUACUGUCAGGCAGAACAAAUGUAAGUGUUCAAGUACUUUAUGUCUUCAGUUGAUCCAGUGAGUUGGUGGUCAAGAUGGAUUUUACAUUUAUAAUCUCAUUGUAUAAAUCCAAAGACAAUGUCAUUUUUUUGUAUUAAACACAAACGUUACUCUGUGAAUCUAGUGUUUUUGCAGGUAUUAAGACACAAACACUGGCAGAACUAUUUGUGGCACAGUCAUUGAACCGUGAUACUGAACCAUAAGCACAUUGUCUUCCUUACACUAAGUUUGUUAUUCUAAAACACACAUUUUUGCAAAUAAAUACACACGGGUAUCUACAUUAGACACAUCAUUCACAACUAAAAGCCUGCGUGUGUUGUUUGCUCAACACUGCCAUUGAAAUAGCACACUCGUCAAUCGCCUGCACCCAGAAUGCACCUGUGAAAAACCUGUAACCAUUUAGAUCACUUAAUCAGAGCUUGAACAGGAUUCAGGUUUGCUUGUGUGCACAACAGUUCAGGUCAAUUCUGGAGAGAGAGUUAGAGAAAGUAAUUGUGUCUGAUACUCUUAUAGUAACAGCAUACUACAAAGCAAAAUGACAAAGACUCACAGUAGCUCAUCUGUGUGCAGUUAUCCCGUGGAAAGAGCAAUUUAUUUGGUGUUUGUGUAUGAAGUUGUGAUGCCAAAAUACCAUUUUUAGUUUUUAUAUAGUUUUUAAUUAGGUUAAAACAAAACUGUUUUGUGCUUAAUUGAGAAAAACUGUAAUUCUACGAGGCUUCCUUUACUCUAAUCCUUCAUGACUAAAUGUAUGUGGCUUGUAUUCAUAAAUGUAUAUGUCUUCUAAUGUUAUCAUAAUUAUUGACUAUGACUUGUUUAAAAAUUAAAAUGAAGGAAAGAAACCAGUAGAAGGCGCUCUCUCCCCAGUCAUUGUCCGUAUCUUCUCUCCCAGUCUGUUUUCUCUCA